AGACACCAACGCUUCAAACGCCACAGCUAGGUCUGCGCAACCUUGCUUUAAUCCGAUAUUACAUUGUCUAUUGCACGAGCAGCCAUAACACAAAAAUGCAGCGCCGUAUGCUCACCAAAGACGACGAGGCCACAGCGCAGAGCGAGGAUCUCGAGGUACGACGUGAGGAUCAAGAGAAGAUCAACAGAUUCAGUUCUCUGCACCAAAAGGAAGAGAUUCUUGAGGAAGAGCUGCGAGCGAAGAUUAAGGAGAAGGAGGAUCUUGAGGAAAUCUCGGGUGAACUAGAGCUCGUAGAUGAAGAAGAGAAAGUACCAUACAAAGUAGGCGACUGCUUCAUCUCAUUACCCCAGCCUCAGGUUCUCGAGCUCCUCAGCUCAUCAACCGAGGCCAUCGAAGGCGAAGUCGACGCCCUCAAGACGAAGCUCGAGGGGAUCCAAGAAGAAAUGGGAGAGUUAAAGAAGGCCCUAUACGGCCGUUUCGGCCGCAGCAUCAACCUAGAGACGUAAAGAAAUUCUAGUAGUCCACGAAGCAUCUAGACGUUUCUUUGGUCUUUCCUCCUAAGUAUGAUUCAUGGCUGCAGCAAAUCAAUACAAUAAAAAAGAAGAAGAAGAAAAUGUAUUUUUUAGAUACACCCCAAUUCCGAAGUUCAUUAUUACCCCGACUCCGACCUCGGAAUUCGCACCG
Bipolaris sorokiniana ND90Pr is the source of this 684-nucleotide messenger RNA. RefSeq lists its product as uncharacterized. Gene Ontology annotation, cellular component: cytoplasm; prefoldin complex. The record is from RefSeq and is a predicted model, not a curated record. The transcript has 4 exons. Bases 96 to 506 code for a protein of 136 amino acids. Gene Ontology annotation, biological process: protein folding. Lineage: Eukaryota; Fungi; Ascomycota; Dothideomycetes; Pleosporales; Pleosporaceae.